ACCUUGCGGAGCCAUCGCUCCAUGUCCUGCAUUUUACCACCUCGCUCUAACCCGCAUUGCAGAUAGCUCCGUCCGUGUAUGAGCCUCGACUCAGCCUCGCAUUACCUUCCUCCGUUGCUGGGCUAAUAGGUCGCAAGUCCGCCUGCUUUCCCCAGGUUUUUUUUUUGUUUUUUUUCUAAUCCAGUGUUAUCCAACGCUCGAAUCACUACAUUCGACAUAAAAUAACUGCGAGACCCCCCGUCGUCCGAAGAGUAUGGGUUCAGCUAGACGGUUCUCGCUCUUUAUCGCUCUCUCCCUUCUCUCGUUCGCGUUAGUAGCUUCCGCGCAAUACAACAAGUGGAUUAAAGGCUUCACAGCGACCUACUACGCCAACCAGAACAGCCAGUACGGCUCGUGCGGAUACGGUAUCGCGCCCGGCUAUACCGCGUCUAUUUCCGCACCGAUCUACGCGCAAGGCCAAGCGUGCGGCGCGUGCAUACGAGUGCGCUGCGUCAACAGCGGGCAAUGCAUCCCGGGAACGAUCUCUCCCACCGUUAGAAUCACAAACCUCUGCCCCGCGGCGUCGUACGGCGGCUGGUGCGACAGCGGGAAGCUGAGCGUGACUCUAUCGAGCGACGUCUGGGCGCUUAUAGCGAAGAACCCAUCCGUGGGGGUUGUACCGGUGGAGGUUUCGCGCGUGCGAUGCCCCGGAGGCAACGGUGUUAUGUUCAAUGUUACGGGCGACGGUUUCUACAUAUCAGUUCUUCCGCUCAACGUGGGCGGAUCGGGGGACAUCAAGCGGAUGGAUCUGUCGGUCGGCGGGGGGCCGUGGUUCAUGAUGCGACGCAGCUUCGGCACCGUCUUCGAACUUGUCGGCCAGCCGUUAGCCGGCCGGGCGCUGUCGUUCCGCAUCUGGCCCCGCGCGGACCCCAAACCCGUUAUAGUGCGAAACGCGAUUCCCCCGUAUUGGACGCCGAGUACCGUGUACAGGAGUAAAAUCAACCUGUAAGAGGAAAAACUCUGCAGACUCGACAUUUUCGCUACGAGGUUGCUUCCCGAGACGGAUCAAAAGGAGGCUGAUGCUAGCUGAUGCUGGCUGAUGCUGCAGCAGUCUCGGUAUCAUACUGAACUACCCGGCAUCUGCAGGGUGACGCGGGUGAGGACUUUACUACGAGGUCUCUCCUUCCGUUUAACUCAAAAAGAGGCUGAUGCUGCAAUAGUUUACUUCACUACGAGGCUUCAGCAGGGUGAUGCAGUUGUAGUUGUUUACUCCGAGGGCUCUCUUUUUUCGAUUCACUGAGGAAUUCCAGCAUAUCACUCACAACCACCACCAUUUUUUAAUGUUCUCUUAUAGUGCACUAAUAUAGGGGCUCCUCUAGCAUGCUUUUGCAUAGGGGAUUCGGAUGAUGUUGAGUUGAAUCUACCCUAGAUUUAGGGCUGAGGACUGUAGGUCACUUUUCGGCGGGUGAGUUGGCUCAAGACUUCUCCAAUGAUUAGGCAUUGUACUCGGUAUUCACUUCUGACUGUUAUUGCUAGUGACUAUG
Molecule: messenger RNA, 1523 nt
Organism: Closterium sp. NIES-67
Lineage: Eukaryota; Viridiplantae; Streptophyta; Zygnematophyceae; Desmidiales; Closteriaceae
Source: the annotation of a GenBank genome assembly